Molecule: messenger RNA, 6126 nt
Organism: Kogia breviceps (pygmy sperm whale)
Lineage: Eukaryota; Metazoa; Chordata; Mammalia; Artiodactyla; Physeteridae
Source: RefSeq, a predicted model, not a curated record
UAAUCACUAAAAGUCAUGUCAUACUGUCAUUCUGUUAUAAAUAGAACAGUUUUGAGUUCUUUAAUAUAAUGCAACACUUGAGUCAUCUUAAUCAAGGUGAAAAGUCAUUAAGUCUUGGAUUCUUAUCUCAAAAAUUUAAAAAUCCAAAGUUAAAAUUAACAAAAUUUCACAAAUGUUCCUGAAGUGUAUAGAUUGAGGGAAUUAUUUGAUUCUAGCCAAGCUCUCAAGUCUGUCUAAGCGUGAUAUUUAACAAGAACUUGACACAGUGGGUGUACACUUGCCUGACAGAAUAAAUUCCGUAGCCCCAGCCAACCAAGAGAAACAGAAGUACUGGCCCGUAGGUCUCAGCCUUAGGAUCUACAUUGUUUAUCUUUUUGUUUAUGAACAAUAUCAUGGAAAUGAAUGCAUUCUCAUUGAGUGUGUAAAUCAAAACUGGUUUUUUCUAGAGCUUUGGGGAAAAGGAAAGAAUUAAUGGGGCAAGAUCAAAGCACUGGAAAUAAACAGUAGAAAUAACAAUAGAAAGGUCAGUAAGGUGGCACAGGAAAUGCUUUGUGUGAAGGGCAAACUUAUCACCCGAAAAGUGGGGAGUGAACUGGCUGUGGGCAAGUUGUUUACUUAUGUUUACUUGUUAUUAUGAUGAGCAGAUAGUGAUGCUUUUGUUUUCCUUUAUUAGUGACCACUAAAAAGAGACCAGGGAGGCCUUUAAGGAGGUUGGAACAAAGAUGAUGUCAUAAAGAGCACUGAAAGUAACAUUUCAGUUUCACUCCAUACCUAGAAGAAUUUAGCUCACAAGAUAGUUUUUGUGUAUGUUGAAUAGUAGAUGCAUGAAUGCAGUCUUUAUUCAUUGUAUAAAGACCUGCUUAAUUUAACCUGCAAAUUAAGUGAGACUUGAACACAAUUUUGUUCAUCUUGAAGAAUGUAUAGCAUUAUAGGAUAGUUGAGAGGUUUGUUUUAAAUAUAAAUUAUUGUUAUUUGGAUGUUGUAACUUCAGCAGACAGAAGGUUCUAAGAGGUUGGAUGCUUUGGAAUAUCUUUAUAUAGGGAAUAGACCUCCUAUUUCUUAAGCAAGUUGCUUCUGGAAUUGAUGCAACAAAGAUAUUAGCUGGAGUUUAAUGGAGAAAGUGUUCUACGAACUGCUGCUAUUGGUAUUUCUCUUAGAUGUUUUCCACUGAUGUUUGUGAUGCUUGAAAAAUCCAAAUUCUGCUUGGAUAAAUUUGUUUUAUGCUUUUUUCUCUCUACCUCCCUCUUUCCCUAGGUGCCCUCCCACAUUUUGUUACUGUGAAAAGCUGUUGUCCUAUUACCUCACUGAUAAGUGAUCUUAACUGUAUUCAUUCAGAAUGCUUUAAACUUAUUCCUAAGCUGUUUUUGUUUAUGGACUUUGGGUUAUUUUGUUAUUAUUGUGAGAAUAUUUAAGACAUUGUAAGAAGUAAUUUUAAAUCUAUUGCAUAACCUUUUUUGGUUUGUCUGGAUACUACUAUAUAUUAAUUUAUUAUGGCCUUAUACAAUUCACUUGUUUUCUGAGAUUGCUGUAGAAACUGAUGAAGAAAGAGUCAUACUAACCUAAAUGAAUCGUCAGUUGAUCUAGCAUUUUAUUUCAGGUUUCCUUGUACUUUGGGCAUCCAAAGCACAAGAUCCGAGAUAAUCUUUUUUCACAUUUGUCCCUCAAAGCAUCUUACCCUAAGCCAUAAGAAGACUAAGUGAAAGAAGAGAAUCUCUCAUUGUCUGACUCUUUACACAGCCUGAUUUUACUCCUGGUUUGAAACAAAGUUAGUGUUUACCAUUGGUUACUUUAAAAUAUUCACCAUACUGUUACAUUCAUUAAGACAUCUGUUUGUUAAUUCACGAUUGUGUACUUAAAAAAGAGAACAUAGAAGAAUGAGUAAAGUGACCAAGAUAAGGGCAAAGUGACAUAUCUAAAGUUUGCUUCUCGAAUUUUUCCACCAGCAUAAUCCUCAAGCAGAGGAGCAUGAAUGUGUAGGGGAAGGAGCCUGAGGGCAAAAUCAGAAGCAGCCUGCCACUCAUGAAAUUUCGUGUUCUGUCUUAAAAAUGUUCUAUGACAAGGUGCUAUCUUUGCAUGAAGAUUCAGCAACCCCUGUGUCUAACCCUCUGCUUGCAUUUACUCUCAUCAAACGCCUACAGUCCGACUGGAAGAAUGUGGUACAUAGUCUGGAAGCCAGUGAGAACAUCCGAGCUCUGAAGGAUGGUUAUGAGAAGGUGGAACAGGACCUGCCAGCCUUUGAGGACCUUGAGGGAGCAGCAAGGGCCCUGAUGCGGCUGCAGGACGUGUACAUGCUCAGUGUGAAGGGACUUGCUCGAGGUGUCUUCCAGAGAGUCACUGGCUGUGCUGUCACUGACCUGUACAGUCCCAGACGGCUUUUUUCCCUCACGGGGGAUGACUGCUUCCAGGUUGGCAAGGUGGCCUAUGACAUGGGAGAUUACUACCAUGCCAUUCCAUGGCUGGAGGAGGCUGUCAGUCUCUUCCGAGGCUCUUAUGGAGAAUGGAAGACAGAGGAUGAGGCAAGUCUAGAGGAUGCCUUGGAUCACUUGGCCUUCGCCUAUUUCCAGGUGGGAAAUAUUUCCUGUGCCCUCAGCCUCUCCCGAGAGUUUCUUCUGUACAGCCCAGAUAAUAAAAGGAUGGCCAGGAAUGUCCUGAAAUACGAAAAGCUCUUGGCAGAGAGCCCUAACCAGGCCAUGGCUGAGGCUGUCAUCCAGAGGCCCAACGUACCCCACCUGCAGACCAGGGACACCUAUGAGGAGUUAUGUCAGACCCUGGGUUCCCAGCCUACUCACUACCAGAUCCCCAGUCUCUACUGCUCCUAUGAGACCAGUUCCAGUCCCUACCUGCUGCUCCAGCCUGUCCGGAAAGAGGUCAUUCACCUGGAACCCUAUGUUGUUCUCUACCAUGACUUUGUCAGUGACACUGAGGCUCAGAAAAUUAGAGGCCUUGCAGAACCAUGGCUACAGAGAUCUGUGGUGGCAUCAGGCGAAAAGCAGUUACCAGUGGAGUACCGCAUCAGCAAAAGUGCCUGGCUAAAGGACACCGUUGACCCAGUGCUGGUGACCCUCGACCAUCGCAUUGCCUCCCUUACAGGCCUUGAUGUCCAGCCUCCCUAUGCAGAGUAUCUCCAGGUGGUAAACUACGGAAUCGGAGGGCACUAUGAGCCUCACUUUGACCAUGCUACGUCACCAACCAGCCCACUGUACAGAAUGAACUCUGGGAACCGAGUUGCAACAUUUAUGAUCUACCUGAGCUCGGUGGAAGCUGGAGGAGCCACAGCCUUCAUCUAUGGCAACUUUAGCGUGCCUGUGGUCAAGAAUGCAGCACUAUUUUGGUGGAACCUGCAUAGGAGUGGUGAAGGGGAUGGUGACACACUUCAUGCUGGCUGUCCUGUCCUGGUAGGAGAUAAGUGGGUGGCCAACAAGUGGAUACACGAGUAUGGACAGGAAUUCCGCAGGCCUUGCAGCUCAAGCCCUGAAGACUAAAAUGUUGGCAGAGAGAAGCUGGAGGAGUCCUUUGGCUUUCCAGAGAAGCCAGAAGCCAAAAGCUAUGGUAAGAGAGGAGAAAGGAGAGCAAGCUUCUGGAGAAGGGCCUUUGUCAGCAUUGCCUAUUCCUUGCAAAUGGAAGACAAGGAAGUGGUCUCUAGCAGGGGACAUCUGAGAACUUACAGUUUCUCCUCAAGCCAUGAGUCACAGUAGAAUGAACAAUACAAAGGAGGGGGCAAGGAGGCUGGAGAGAGAAGUUCCUGGAGCUCAGACACUCUCUGUUGGGAACAGGACAUAUCAGCAGUCUCCAGGGUUUGGUCAUUGGGGCUUUUGCUACUUGAGCCUUGACCACGGGGGCCCAGAAGUGGCAGUGAGGACACCUGCAGGUGGUGCCUGACCCCCAUAUGCCCUUCUGUCUACUGACUUCUGCUGAAGGCUGAGCAGGGGGUAUCUCUGUAUCAGGAGUGUACCUCAUGUGAUGCUUUUUUUAAAGCAGAAAAUAACUUUUUAAAAAUAUGAUUUUUUAAUACAGCCAUUAAAAUGUUUUAAUACAGUCAUUAAAGAUGUUUACAAAUCAUUUUUCACAACCAAGAACAUUCUUACAUUGUAAUAUUGAGUGAAAAAGGCAGAGUAUAACAUUUUAUUUAUGUGUAAUCUCAUCUUGGCUCCCCUCUCACUGCAUUCCAGACACAAGACAUUCUUUCUAUUCCUCAGAACCAACAUGGGUCCCACUCUUCAGGCCUUUUGCAUUCGCUGCUCCUGCCAUGGUUGCUGGUCUCACCAUUCCACUCUUGGCUCAGUGUCGCUUCAGAGGCCUUCUCUGACACCCAAACUUCCAGCCACUUUCGUUCACAUUAGCCAACUUUGUUUUCUUCCUAACACUUUUCUUGAAAUUACUUCAUUUAAUUGUGGCCAGUGGCCCUCCCUGCAGGGUGAAUGCUUUAAGACCCCUCUAUACUUUGUAAAUGCCUCUAUUGUAGCCCCCAUCUCACUGAAUUUCACUAUUUGUUUAUUUGCCUGGUUGCCUGCACUCCUUAUACCUCUUGGUAUCCCCAGAAAAAGGUCUGUUUCAAAUAAGUAGGCAUUCAGCAAAUAUUUUUGGAUAAAUGAAUAAGAAGGCCUCCUUUGAGUUGUACUUUGGAGGACAGGUAGACUUUUUUUAUAGGCAGAGCCUAAUGAGGAGAAGCAUUUCCCAGCAGAAGGACUAGCAUGAGCUAAGGCUGCAUUGAUGAGUGACUUGUGCAAAGAGAACAUUCCAGGCGACUUGGCUCAGGCUCCUCAACAGGAGCGAGGGCGUGUGCCUUGCUCACAAAGAAGCCACACAAGUAAAGGACUAGGUGCUUAGACACUGUGCUGCCUCCACCCCCUUUCCGCACCAUGCACAUCAGGGUUUCUGCCUCCCAGAGCUCUGUGGGCCCCAAGGAAAAGGUUCUGGUGUGCUGAUAUUCAGGUUCCUGAAGAGCCUCCAUGAGCACCUGGUCACAUCCCCAGUAUUUCUGCUGAGUGCAUCAGGACUCUGGAAACCCUCUUACUAAAUUACUGUCAUGUAGGGAAGAAAAAGUACUUUCCCCCUAAACUUCUGAGUUCUUAGCUGAAACCUGUGUAAUAAAAGACAUAUUAACAAAAGGAAACCCACAAGCUUAGUGACAUGUAUAUAUCAUGUAUACAUGGGAGAUACCCAGAGGAAAAUGAAUAACUCCCCAAGGUGGCUUAGAACUUGGGAUGAAAUACAAUCUUAAUUGGGAAAGGGGGGAUGUAGCCCUCUUAGAUUUGGGGGAAUGAUAAAUGGGCCCUUAGAGUACAGCCCAUAGGUGGGAGAUGUGAUGGUGACAGUUUAUCUAGGUGUGGUGUCCACUUGUAGUCUCUUCCCCUGUGGUAAGGGUCAGUUUUCCUUGGUUGGUGAAACUCUUGAGGAGGGGAUUUCUAACAAUUGAGUUCCUUUUAGAGCAUCUGUCUUCAGCCAGGUGAGAGCAGUUCAGGGAAAGUGGUGUGUCUGUGGGGCCCCCAAAGUGCUUAGUAGGUAGCUAUUUCUAAAUAGGACUGACUGUGGCUUGGUACAUAACUAGUUUAUAAUUUUGUUUCUUUCUUGCACGCUUCUUCAACUGUUUUUCUAACAGCUUUCUCCAACCUGGGUUCCUGGUGUUGCACUCAGUAUCUCUCACAAGAUUCACUACAGGGAAGAUUCUUUAUGUUAAUGACUAUUAUCAUUGACAUUAGUAACAUACUGAUCGUUUACCACUGGCCAGUCACUGUGCUAAGAACUGAGGUGUAACUGUCUCCUUCAAUCCUCACGAUGAAUAGGUACUAUUAUCUCCAUUUUAUAGAUGAGGGAAACUGAGGCAGAGAAUGUGUAACUUGCCUGAGGUUACACAGCUAUAAAGUGGCAGAGGCAGGAUUCGAAUACAGGUCUGCCUCUGAAGAUCAUUAUUUUUUAAAUUUUAAAAAAUUGAAGUAUAGUUGAUUUACAAUGCUGUGUUAAUUUCAUGUGUACAGUGAAGUGAUUCACAUACAGUAUAUAUGUGUAUAUAUAUCUUCUUUUUCAGAUUCUUUUCCCUUAGAGAUUAUUACAAGAUAUUGAGUAUAGUUCUCUGCACUAUACAGUAGGUUCUUGUUGGUUAUCUAUUUUAUAUAUAGUAGUGUAGAU